UAGGGACAAAUCUCUGUGACAUUAAUCGACUUUCCUUUCUUGGCAAAUUUGCGACAUCUCUCGCUUUUCGGGUUCGGCCGUAGUCUCGAUGUCCGCAACCAUGCUUGGCCGUCGUCUGGCGCAUCGCGCCUCUCAGCUGAAGGUGCUGAGUCGUUCUUCUUCUUCUUCUGCUGCAAACACUAUAACACCUAUUUCCGCUUCUUCAUCACCCGUCACGAACCAAGCACCAAAUCAUCCAACGACAUGGACAACCAGCCAGAGACCGCGCGCGGUCGCCAUGUCAGGUCCACGUUUUGAGCAAACUGUUCUCGAACUCCAGCCCAACCCAUUGAGCGCGAUGGAGAUGGUUAACAAUGAGCCUAUCCGUGUUGUGCAUGGGCGGAAAGCUGUUUGUGAUGGUGGAGGAGGACCUCUUGGUCAUCCCAAGAUAUUUAUCAACCUGGACAAACCUGGUGCUCGGCCAUGCGGUUACUGCGGUCUCCGCUUUGAACAAGUUCCACAUGACCACUAGGAUGUCAAACUAUAAUUAGUAGCUGGUCUGACAUAUGACUAAAUCAAAUAUUUUUCAUCCCGUGUCAAACAAUAUUUAUUUUGCAUGUUUCUAAUUGCCGCCUACUAUUGCAAAUGUGGGUAAAAGUACAGCGGCGCUCUACAACGCCCAACCAGACUAAAUAUGCUACUAGAAUGGGGUAAGUAUGGUAAGAUAAACCAGGAGGAAAUACUAGAGUCACAGUGAAUCCGGGCGAUAUGCCUGAUCAACCUCCUGGGUUCGGUGAGAUACGGUUUAGAGGC
Suillus bovinus is the source of this 792-nucleotide messenger RNA. RefSeq names its product zinc-finger domain-containing protein. The coding region runs from base 89 to 511 and encodes 140 amino acids. Gene Ontology annotation, biological process: mitochondrial electron transport, NADH to ubiquinone. The record is from RefSeq and is a predicted model, not a curated record. Lineage: Eukaryota; Fungi; Basidiomycota; Agaricomycetes; Boletales; Suillaceae. The transcript has 5 exons.